Molecule: messenger RNA, 858 nt
Organism: Lolium perenne
Lineage: Eukaryota; Viridiplantae; Streptophyta; Magnoliopsida; Poales; Poaceae
Source: RefSeq, a predicted model, not a curated record
CCGGAGUCGGCGGGCCCGCGCCCAACGUCGUGGUGCUGGAGAGCUCUCCGGAAGGAGCGCCUCAAGCGCCGGAUGCGACGGCUCCCACCGGGCCGACUGCUUCGACCGCGCCGCCUCCAGCUUCGGAGCCGACGAGGAGGGAGCCGACCGGGAAGGAGCCGGCGAGGGAGGAGCCAGCGCGCUCGAAGGACGCCGACUCCCGGGCGCUGGUGAGGACGAAGGGCCCGCCGGGCCCAACUGAGGGCCUUCAUGUGGCCAAGGGGGCCCGGCUGCUGCAUGUGCCGUCUGCCUCUGACUCCAGCCUUGGCUCGGCUGGCACCAUGGAGGCUGCGUGGCACAAGGCGGAUACUUGCGAGGUGUUCAGCCGGGAGGGACAGCCUGGUGCGGCGCCCAUGAAGGUGGUCUUCUCCGGCUACCGGGCCAGCCUUAAGAACAAGGCCGCCGAGGCCCUUGCCCAGCUAGCAACGCUGGAGGAUGCUGACAAGGCGGUUACGGAGCGACGCACCGUCUUGUACAACAAGGUGGUGACUAGUUACCACAAGGCCAAGAUCGAGCGAGCCGGCUUGGCUCGCGAGCUGGAGGCUGUCAAGGGUGAGGCCUUCUCUCUUUUGACUUGCUUUUCCUGUGAGUUUCUUUUUUACUGACGGCCCAUUUUUGCCGGCUUGCAGCUGAGGCCGCCCGGGUCCCGCAGCUUGAGUCGGACCUCCGAGUUGCCCGCGCUCAAUGCGCCACAAGUGAGGAGGCGAACCAGGCUGCUGCCGCCAAGCUGAAGGUGGCUGACGGGGAGCUGAAACGGCUGCGCCUCCUUGAGGCUAACCAUCUCAAGGAACUUGCCGCCCUCAAGAAGGAGCAGGAGGA